AUGCUGUGCCCGUCCAGGAGCCAGCGCUGCUUCCCAGGACCUUUCUGUUGGGCCCGCCACAGCAUGCUUCCUUCGCAGGGGUGUUUUUUCCUGGUUUCCUGGACACUGAGACGGGAGGACACCAAGGGCCUUUUUGGGCUGCCCUGGGGACACUGUGAGCAGCUGCUGCGCCCAGCAUUCCCUAGGGAACACGCGACCCUGCUGCCAGCCGGAGCCCCCUCCUCGCUUCCUGGUGGCGGCAGGAUGCUGGGUUGGAUCGAGCGGGUGGUUCCCCAGCCCCCGGUGCUCCAGCUGACGGAGAAGAUCCCCCCGGCCCCAUUGCGGGACCCAGAGCAGGCUAAGGCACCGAUGGGAAAGGCCAGUGGCCCUGGGGAUGCUGCAGACCACACGCAUGCCGAGGAAAUGGAAAAGAGGGUGGGAUUCACAGUCCCAGAGGAUGCAGUCUCUGUCUUUGAGAGUGUGGGGAGCAGUGUGCUCUCCUGGAUCUCCCAGGGGCUGGAGAAGGUGAUUCCCCAGCCGGUACCAGCCCCAGGGAUGCUGCAGGUGCUUGGGAAGAGCUUUGAGACCAGCAUCGAUGUCCCUGAUCAGACGGAGGUCCAGAUCCUCAGGGACGAGGAAGAGGAUGCUCUGGAGAUAACGCCCUUCGAUCAGGCAGGGACACGGGUGCUCAGCUGGCUGGUGCAGGGCUUUGAGAGGAUGGUGCCACAGCCGGAGAUGCUGAAAAAGCCAGAGACGGAGCUGAAGGAGCAGAAGUGCGAAGCCACGGUGGGAGGCACAAAAGGGACUAAAACCCAGGCAAAGUCAAAAAGCGGCAUUUCAGCCACCCAGAGCAUCCUGGGAGCAGCAGAGCCAGCAGCAGCAGAGGGGCAGCCGGAGCCCAUGGCCACCCUCGUCCCUCAGUCCCUGGCUGGGGACAGCAGCAGGAUGUUUGCCUGGUUGGUCCAGGGGCUGGAGAAGGUGAUGCCGCAACCGGUGAUCAGGGCGAAGCAGGACGCGCAGGGAAUGGCCACUGCAGCCUCGACUCCCGUGGAAGAAAUUCAUAUUGUCCCUGGGGAACCUGAGGAGCCUGACCUCGUCCUGGAAGAGAUCAACGAUGCCUGGAUUAAUGAAGCCACAUGCGAGAUGAUGGCCUGGGGUCGUGAGGCUGAGCUGGUGGCAGAUGCUCAUCCCCUUCCCCCCAUACAGGAGGAACCUCAGGAAGAAGAGAACAGACUGUGGCUGUGCUCCCUGAGCGCCGCUGAGGAGGAGGAGGAGGAGGAAAAGGAGGAGGAGGGGGAGGAGGAGGAGGAGAAGAAGGAGGAGGAGGUGGAGGAGACCGCGGGGCCCCUGCUGCGGUCGCCCUGCCUCACUGCUGACGAGGGUGUGGAUGAAGCCUACUUUGGAGAGGAGGCCCUCAGGUUUGAGCAGCUGGAAGAAGCGGAGAUCAGUGACCUGGAAGGUGCUUUUGUGCAGGUGGAAGAGGAGACAGCUGAAGCUGCUGAAACCGAUACCGAAGGCACUUACCCAGCUGCGGACUUAGAGGAUGUGGACGGCAGAGGCAAAGCCCCGGAGCCCGAUGGUACCCGCUUACCAGUGCCCACCGCCAGUGCUUCCCAUAGGCUGGCGGUGCCUGGCGCAGUGCCGGCAUCCCCCAGGAGGAGGCUGCUGGCCCCAGCGGAUGGUCUGGAUGAGGGAUGGGUGAGACAGUCCCCGACGCGGGUGCUGUUGGGCUGGGAUGAGGAGCAACAGGAAAGCCUGCCCGAGCGCAUCGGUUCGGCCACAAGCCUGAGCAGUGCCGUCAUCAACAGCCGGCUCCAGGAGCUGGUGAAGCUCUUCAGGGAGCGGACGGAGAAGGUGAAGGAGAAGCUAACUGACCCUGACGUCACCUCGGAUGAUGAGAGCCCUGCGACCUCCCCUGCCAAGCCAGCGCCUGUGGCAGCGCCCAUGCCUGCCCCUGGCGGGGAGCCGGAGGGGGAUAAGCCAGGUGGGGACGAGCACUACUGUGAGAUGCUGUGCUGCACCUUCAAGUACCGGCCCUGGCUGGACCGCCUGAAAAGCUACCAGUUCCCCAGCAGCAUCGACCCACUCACCAACCUGAUGUACGUGCUGUGGCUGUUCUUCGUCGUCAUGGCCUGGAACUGGAACUGCUGGUUGAUCCCCGUCCGCUGGGCUUUCCCCUACCAGACACCAGCAAACAUCCACUUCUGGCUGCUCAUGGAUUACCUCUGUGACCUCGUCUACCUGCUGGACAUCCUUAUCUUUCAGACCCGGCUGCAGUUCGUCCGGGGGGGAGACAUCAUAACUGAUAAAAAGGCCAUGAAAGAGAACUACCUGCGGUCACAACGCUUCAAGAUGGACGUGGUGUGCCUCCUGCCCCUGGAUUUCUUCUAUUUCAAAGUCGGUGUCAACCCCCUCCUGCGCUUCCCUCGCUGCCUGAAGUACAUGGCCUUCUUCGAGUUCAACAACCGCCUGGAGGCCAUCCUGAGCAAGGCAUACAUCUACAGAGUGAUCCGGACCACUGCCUAUUUACUGUACAGCUUGCAUGUGAACUCCUGCCUGUAUUACUGGGCAUCAGCCUACGAAGGACUGGGGUCCACCACCUGGGUCUAUGACGGGGAAGGAAACAGCUACAUCCGCUGCUACUACUGGGCAGUCAAAACCCUCAUCACCAUCGGGGGUCUGCCUGACCCCAAGACCCUGUUUGAGAUCGUCUUUCAGCUGCUGAACUACUUCACAGGCGUCUUUGCUUUCUCUGUCAUGAUAGGGCAGAUGAGAGAUGUGGUUGGUGCUGCUACCGCAGGGCAAACGUACUAUCGGAGCUGCAUGGACAGUACCAUUAAGUACAUGAACUUCUACCGAAUCCCCAAGAUGGUUCAGAACCGGGUGAAAACAUGGUACGAGUACACGUGGCAUUCACAAGGCAUGCUAGAUGAGUCAGAGCUGCUGGUGCAGCUGCCGGACAAGAUGAGGCUGGACAUCGCCAUCGAUGUGAACUACAACAUCGUGAGCAAGGUGGCCCUCUUCCAGGGCUGCGACAGGCAGAUGAUCUUUGACAUGCUGAAGCGGCUCAGAUCAGUGGUCUACCUGCCCAAUGACUACGUUUGUAAGAAGGGAGAAAUCGGCCGCGAGAUGUACAUUAUUCAGGCGGGACAAGUGCAGGUGCUGGGAGGACCUGAUGGCAAAACCGUGCUGGUGACUCUGAAAGCCGGAUCUGUGUUUGGAGAAAUCAGCUUGCUGGCAGCAGGGGGGGGAAAUCGCCGAACAGCAAACGUCAUCGCUCAUGGCUUUGCGAACCUCUUCAUUUUGGAUAAGAAGGACUUGAACGAGAUUUUGGUGCAUUAUCCAGAGUCUCAGAAGCUGCUGCGUAAAAAGGCCAAGAAAAUGCUGAGGAACAACAAUAAGCCCAAAGAUGAGAAGGGAGCGCCCGGAGACCCGCUGAUCAUCCCCCCAAAAGCUGACACCCCGAAGCUCUUCCAGGCUGCCCUGGCUGCCAUGGGGAGGGCAGGGGGCAAGGGGCCACUGGCCCAGCUCCUGUGGAGGCUGAAGGAGCUGAAGGCGAUGCAGGCGACGCAGGGUUCCAGCUUCAGCCCGACCCCACCAAAAUCACCCGUGCACCGGAGAUCGCCUGCCGCCUCCCACAAAGCACGUGUCCACCUGGGAGAAGAAUUGUUCUCAAAAUCCUCUGACAGUUUAGUCACCAUUCGUGUGAUUGCCACAGCACAGGAUGACGAGGAAAUCCUGGCUGCUGAAAUCUCAGAGAAAGAAGAAGAAGACAAAGAAGAGAAAUGAAAACAGAGCUGCUCCGGGGGCAGGAGUAGGGGCCGGGCAAAUG
Messenger RNA from Egretta garzetta (little egret), 3811 nucleotides. It is a transcript of the gene CNGB1, whose product is annotated as cyclic nucleotide gated channel subunit beta 1. Bases 1 to 3768 code for a protein of 1255 amino acids. The record is from RefSeq and is a predicted model, not a curated record. Gene Ontology annotation, molecular function: intracellularly cGMP-activated cation channel activity; cGMP binding; protein-containing complex binding. Gene Ontology annotation, cellular component: photoreceptor outer segment; plasma membrane; intracellular cyclic nucleotide activated cation channel complex. NCBI's taxonomy places the organism in Eukaryota, Metazoa, Chordata, Aves, Pelecaniformes, Ardeidae. Gene Ontology annotation, biological process: retina homeostasis; monoatomic cation transmembrane transport. The transcript has 33 exons.